GCCAAACUUUGGCGGGGGUUCCAUCACGCGAAUAUCUCGUUUUUUUUAAUUCUAAAGUUUGUUGAUUCAUUUCCACCGGCUUUAAUUGAAUUAGUCGCUCUGAUUAGAGGGGACGAGUCUACAGGGACUAAUGCAAGGAUUUGUCUCACAGCUCAGACAGUUGGUGAAAUUUGGGAGCCUCGCCGGAAUCCAUCCGGAAGCAAAGCCGAAGCGGAAGAAAUUAAUAAGGAAAAGGUGGGAAAAAUGACCUCGGUGAUGGCUGUGGACAGUGCGGUGGUUUUGAGGGUAGGAGAGGCUCAUCGGUGUCGACGUCCGCCUGGAACGACAUCGGUGCCUAGUAGCGGCAGUAACAACAGUAGGGUGAAAUUGUUGCCGUUGACCGGCGUCGGCGCAGCAAGCGGACAGCAGCAGCAGCAGCUCAAACGAAACAGUAGCGAUGGGACAGCAGUGCAGCCGUCGUCUCCUACCGCCGACGUCGUCGUUAGUUCACAUCACUCGACGCAGCGCUUGCAUUUCUUGACACACUGCGGCACCGUUUGGGUCGGCUGUUUACGCGAUCAAGUCAGACAUUGCUGGACAAUGUUCACCAAACGAAAAAAAGAGGAAGAUUUGGAUGAUGUCAUGUUUGGUAAAACAACACGCCACCGACCGGAGGAAUUAAAAUCAUUGGAAAGGUCAACUAAAUUCACCCGGAAGGAAAUCCAGCUGAUUUACCGCGGCUUCAAACAGGAAUGUCCCAAUGGGGUGGUUGACGAGCAGUCCUUCAAGGAAAUCUUCGUCCAAUUCUUCCCGCAAGGAGAUGCCAGCCAGUACGCUCAUUACGUGUUCAAGACAUUCAAGAAUGGUGGCACUGGUACCAUCAAAUUCGAGGAUUUCCUCCAGUCGUUGUCGCAAGCCUCUCGCGGGACGAUCCAGGAGAAGUUGAGGUGGAUUUUCGGUCUCUACGAUCUCAACGGUGAUGGAUACAUUAGCAAAUCUGAAAUGACUAGCGUGGCUAUGGCCAUUUUCGACAUGCUGGGAAGACACGCAGCCCCGGCCGUCGACGAUCAAACAGCGUCCAAGCACAUCGAUCAGAUCUUCCACAAAAUCGAUGUGAACCAUGACGGCCUUAUCACUUUCGAGGAACUGAGCCAGUGGUGCACGCGGGAGGAACGCUUCGUCAAAUCGCUUGGUAUGCUCGACACGGUGCUCUGAAAAAUGAAACUAAACUAACAUCAAAACACAAUUUUUAACCAACCAAAAAAGAAACUUUGCAUCGUCGUCCUUUAUUAGUCAUUUUUAUUUUUUCAAAUAAUUCAAACCAAAUUUUUCA
This is a messenger RNA of Daphnia pulicaria, 1312 nucleotides long. RefSeq names its product Kv channel-interacting protein 1-like. Gene Ontology annotation, molecular function: calcium ion binding. The transcript is spliced from 8 exons. NCBI's taxonomy places the organism in Eukaryota, Metazoa, Arthropoda, Branchiopoda, Diplostraca, Daphniidae. The coding region runs from base 244 to 1194 and encodes 316 amino acids. The record is from RefSeq and is a predicted model, not a curated record.